Cotesia glomerata is the source of this 1570-nucleotide messenger RNA. RefSeq lists its product as uncharacterized. NCBI's taxonomy places the organism in Eukaryota, Metazoa, Arthropoda, Insecta, Hymenoptera, Braconidae. The transcript has 2 exons. The coding region runs from base 50 to 1555 and encodes 501 amino acids. The record is from RefSeq and is a predicted model, not a curated record.
AACAAAUAAGGUAGACAAGAAGCAAAUCAUACAACUGAUUAACUAAAAAAUGGUCAACUUAGCGGGCUCUAAUAUCAACCAAAGCUUAAACACCCUCGAAAAUUUCGUCGGUAAGUUCAUAUUAUGGCGCGGACUGUUCCAGAAGCACCUGGACUAUGAUAAUGAUAGCGUAUCAGUGUACCUUGUAAAGAAAAAUCCGGAUUUAGUGAUAACCUCGCUGUUCCAAAGGUUCAACGGUGAGCGCAAGACCAAUUAUGAUAACGUCAAAAAGUUAUCAACAGUCGUCGAAAACGAUUGCUUCAACGCGUAUGUUAUCGGCAGAAACGUCAAAUCGCUUACUAAUUUAAAUCCUAAGCUAAAGCACACUCCGGUUCAUUACAACGACAUGGCGACUGUUUACAACGAAUAUGUGAAGAAAUUAAACGACUUUGUUAACGAAUCUACCAAUUCGAUAGUUUACGUUUCUAAGAGCAACGUUAAGCACACUGUGUCGAUAGACAAAUUGAUUGAACAAUUGAACGUACUGAUCCAAGCCGACGAGUGCAAUACCUACGGCAGGGAAAUAUUAACGCGGUACAAAACCGAUUUGACGAAAUUCCUACCCAGAGGCUUUUACGACAAUUCAAGUGUCUUGCCAAUUACCGUUUUGAAUGAUUAUGAUGCUGAUGAUGAUUCUUCGACUAAUAUCAGCUCUUUGCAAACCGUCUCGACGUACACACGCUCUUCAGCUUCGACGUAUUCUUCCUCUUCAGAGGUUUCGGUUGGUGACAAGGGUGUGAGCCAAUUUCCGCAAGAAUGUGAUAAGAGCGUCAAAAUCCAGAACGGAAAUUUGGAUCUAGAUUCUGUUGAAGGGAAUAUGAUGUAUAGUUACAGUUUCUGCAAUAAUGAUAACUUCAGACGGCUUCAAUUUGUCGGGGUUAAUGUGCGACUUUCGGGAGGAAGGGAGUCUGAUGAUGGCAGAGAUCCUUUGACUAUUGAGGAGUUGAAUGAAGAUGAUGGUGGAAGAUUGGAGGGUUAUGCGUUGGAAAAUGAAGAAGGAAAUUUGGAAUGUUUGAAGAUGGAGGGGAUUAAUGAUGAUAAGGUUGGUAAGAUUGAAAUUGGUGAAGAGAAAGGUGAAGAAGCUAAAGAAGAUAAUGAAGAGGUUUGUUCGGGUGAUGAUGAUGAUGAAGUUGUUAGAAAACGUAGGAAAAUUGAAGAUGCGAGUGAAUUGGUGCGCCAAAAUGCUAAUAUUGAUGAUUUGGAACUUGAAAAAGAAGAUGAAAUUGAAGUAAAAAGUGAAAAUUGUGAAUUGGUGCACCAAAAUGAAAAUUUUGAUGAUUUGGAACCUGAAAUUAAAGUUAAAGCUGAAAUUUGUGAAUUGGGGCACCAAAAUGAUAAUAUUGAUGAUUUGGAACCUAAAAAAGAACCUGAAAUUGAAGUAAAAGCUGAAAUUUGUGAAUUGGUGCAUCAAAAUGCAAAUUGUGAUGAUUUGGAACAAAAAAUUGAUGAAAAUUUGGAAACUGUAAAAAUAGAUGAAAAUUGUGAUUUAGAAAAAAUUGAGAAGUUAUACAAUUGAUUUAAAAAAAAAUUU